UGCUCGCGUGUGUGUGUCCUCCUUUCUUCCAGCCGAAAGGAAAGCACGACACACAGUUCACCCUACACACAGACGCUGAAACAACAUAUCAAAGAUGGAUCUAGAACAAAUGGGUCCCCAGACUUUCCUUUACGGUUGUGAGCUGAAGGCAGGAAAGGAUAUCAUUUUUAACCCAGAGGAUGAUGAUUUUGAUCAUCAGUUGUCUGUCAGAAUGGCCUGUGUCGAUCCCACAACAAAAGAUGAACUGAAUGUUGUGGAAAUUGAAGGACAGGACGUAGAAGGUCAGAAAGUAAAAGCAGUGCUGGCCACACUCAAGCCUUCUACCCUUCCCAGUGUCAGUUUGGGUGGGUUUGAGAUCACGCCACCUGUUGUGUUCAGGUUACGAUCUGGGUCCGGUCCAGUUCAUAUUAGUGGACAGCAUCUCGUCAUCAUGGGAGGAGAUCAGUCUUUUGAUGAAGAUGAUGAGGCAGAGGAGGAAGAAGAGGAGUUGACAACAUCUAAGAAGAGGCCAGCACCAGCGGCUCAAAAACCUUCAAAAAAAAUGAAGAUGGAUGUAGAGGAAGACGAGGAUGACGAUGAUGAGGAUGAUGAGGAAGACGAUGAAGAUGAUGACGAAGAGGAUGACGACGAUGAUGAGGAGGAUGAGGAAAGUGAAGAAGUGACACCUGUAAAGGAAAAGAAGCCAGCAGCUAAACCACAGACCCCUUCACAGAAUGGAAAAGGACCAAAGCCUGGUACACCAGCUGCCAAACCGAAUAAGACUCCAGAAAAGAACAAGGGGGACAAGGCACAGACGCCCAAAGCACAGUCGCCCAAAACACCACAACGAGUUUUUACCGUCCCAGAAAUCAAGGAAAAGAUUAAGGCUGCAGUUGAAAAGGGUGUAGCGAUGCCAAAACUACAGCCGAAGUUUGAGAACUAUAUAAAGAAUUGCUACAAAACAACUGAUGCUAAGGUCAUUGAAGAGCUUUGGAAAUGGAAACAGACUCUUAAAGAGAAGAACUAAUUGCCAUAUUUUGGUUAAAUUAUUUUUUCGUGACCCAUGAUUUUACUACUUUGUUUUUUGGGAGGUACCUGUAUUUUUUAUUUUUCAACCCCAACCUUGAGUUUUUUCAAAUCCGUGCCAUUCCAUUCCUAGAGACUCCGAUCAUGAACUUUGCAGUCCGACCUCUUCUCUGUCAUGUCACAUCCAUGGACUGUGGCCUUAAAUUUCCAGGCUUUUAUUCAAGCGAGACUCAUUGAGCAGAAGAUUUUGACCCAUCUCUCAGGCUUACUGUAAUUUUGUAUGAGUUUUUCUUAUCUUCCCGUCCGUGUGUUUUUUUUUUUAUGACAUGGAAACGAUCGCCUGGUGUGUUCUGAUGGCAUGUGUAAGAGAAGCUUGUUUAUUGAAGUUUGGCUUGAGCUGUUUUGUUCCAGAACGGUUUCAAUGAAUCUUAAAGAAUUUCAGUAUUUCGACAGUUCACUUUAUUUUUAAAUGUUGGUAUUCUGUAACUAUAAAUUGAUGUUUGGGAUAGAUUUUUGCAAAUUGUAAAGAAUCCAAAUGUCAGCAAUGUAUAUUGCAGUUGAUAUCAGGGUCUGCAUUGACAUCUUGGCAGCACAACAGAGACUCUUGAACCUUUGAAUAAAAUUCAAAUGUGAA
Messenger RNA from Misgurnus anguillicaudatus (oriental weatherfish), 1639 nucleotides. RefSeq names its product nucleophosmin 1a (gene npm1a). Gene Ontology annotation, molecular function: chromatin binding; histone binding; RNA binding. Gene Ontology annotation, biological process: chromatin remodeling; positive regulation of transcription by RNA polymerase II; ribosomal large subunit export from nucleus. NCBI's taxonomy places the organism in Eukaryota, Metazoa, Chordata, Actinopteri, Cypriniformes, Cobitidae. The record is from RefSeq and is a predicted model, not a curated record. Gene Ontology annotation, cellular component: ribonucleoprotein complex; cytoplasm; nucleoplasm.